Messenger RNA from Saprolegnia diclina VS20, 1229 nucleotides. RefSeq lists its product as hypothetical. Bases 48 to 1070 code for a protein of 340 amino acids. The record is from RefSeq and is a predicted model, not a curated record. The transcript has a single exon. NCBI's taxonomy places the organism in Eukaryota, Oomycota, Saprolegniomycetes, Saprolegniales, Saprolegniaceae.
UUUGCUUCGAAAACAGCAGCGCGCAGACUCUCGCAACGAUCGCACCCAUGUGUCGCCCCGCCGAAGCCAUGGCUGGCCCGUCGGUAUUCAGCUACCACGUCGCGCAGCCCUUCCAACACCGCAUUCUCCGCCCGCAUGACGCCAAGGGCCUUUUCCAGUACGGCGGUCCGAAGCCCACGCCUCCACCGCUCAGCCCCAAGGUCGAUGAACUCAACAUUGACAUUGGCACCUUUGAGGACCUCGUGGCCUACACUCUGGACCACGAGGAGGCCAUGGCCUGUGCCAACGAUACGGCGUUUGACUCGUCCGAAAUGGACAUCCUAUACAGCUUCCUUGCCGACCAAGAGGCGACGGUGCACGCCGCCCCGAUCAGCGUCGAAGACGACGGUGUCAUUACGCUGAACCUCCUUGACGACACCGAAGUCGACAAGAUCCUUGACAAUGAGAUGGCCAAUGACGCUAUCGACAACGUUCAACUCAUACCGCCACUCGGCUACGUCGAGCCCGCGAUCGAAGCGCGCAUCGACACCGAAGACGACAUCUCGGGCAAGAAUCGCCGCCUCUGCAAGAUGGAAGGCUGCCACAAGCGCUCCCGCUCCCAUGGCCUCUGCAUCGCUCACGGUGGCGGCCGACGCUGCGCCGUCGACGGCUGCAACAAGAGCAGUCAAGGCGGCAAUCUCUGCAUCAAGCACGGUGGCGGCAAACGCUGCGAAGUCGACGGCUGUGAACGCGCCGCCCAGUCCAACAUGCUCUGCAAGGCGCACGGCGGCGGCCCGCGCUGCCUCUUUGAAGGCUGCGACCGCAGCUCGCAGGGCGGUGGCUACUGCCGUUCGCAUGGCGGUGGCAAGCGCUGCCUCUUUGAGGGCUGCGACAAGGGCACCCAGCGCGGCGACUUCUGUGCGCUCCACGGCGGGUCGCGUCUCUGCGGCGUGGCUGGUUGCAUGCGCAACGACCGUGGCGGUGGCUUUUGCGCGACGCACGGCGGUGGCAAGCGCUGCGCCGAGCCCGGGUGCAUGAAGCCGUGCCGCCGCAACAGUCGCUGCUCGGCCCAUUGGCGCCAAGCCGACUGACAGUGCGCGCAGUCCUCCCAUUGAAGUGGUGCGAUCUCGAAGGUUCGAGGCCGCUGCCGAUACAUGUUUUAUUUCGACAUUUGUAUGCUAUAUAUCGCUGCGAAGGUCCGCUGUGCAUGCUGUAUACAGUAAGCUCAAACACGACAGUCUACGUCUCUA